AAUCAAUAGCUUGCAUGCAGCACUCUGUUAUAGUGGCAGGGGAAAGAGCUCAUUUAGCACAGAGGGGUUCCUUCACCAGGUGUCCAACAGUGAUCCCCCGGUGAGGGCGGUGUGAUUGACCCAUGGCGCGUGCUCUGUCUCUCUCUCGCCCUCUGGCUCUCUGUCGCCCCUUGGGAUUGUGGGGAAUGGCGACUCGGAGCAUGUCUCUGGAGGAGCGGGCCCGGGAGGUGUUUGCGGCCGCAGUUGGUGCAGUGCAGCCGGAUCGGGUGGUGCACAGGGGCCUGGAGCUCAGUGGAAAUCGUCUUCGUGUAGCGGGACACACCUUUGAGCUCAACCACAACCUUUACCUGGUGGGAUUUGGCAAGGCUGUGUUGGGUAUGGCAGCUGAGGCAGAGAGGAUUGUGGGAGGCCACCUGGUGAAAGGUGUGAUCAGCGUGCCACACGGUAUCCAGGAGACGCUGAAACAUCACAGAAAGGGGCAAAUGCUUCUAGGAGCAGACAGUCGGAUCAAGGUAUUUGAGGGUGCCAAACACAACCUGCCUGAUGAGAACGCCCAGAAAGCGGCCGAACGCAUCCAUGAACUGGCCAGUGCUUUGACUGAGUCUGACCUACUGCUUGUGCUUAUCUCAGGUGGCGGGUCAGCACUCCUUCCUGCCCCAGUACCUCCCAUCUCAUUGGCAGAGAAACAGGAAGUGACCCGCAGAUUGGCAGCUGCUGGUGCCACCAUCCAGGAGCUGAACACAGUGCGCCGCGCCCUGUCCUUACUGAAGGGAGGAGGCCUGGCCAACUGUGCCCACCCUGCUCAGGUGGUGUCUCUGAUCCUGUCAGAUGUGAUCGGAGACCCAUUAGAUAUGAUUGCCAGCGGCCCCACGGUGCCCGGCGAGGUGCAGCAGGAGCAGGUGUGGGGGGUCCUAGAGCGCCACGGGCUGUCUGCCUCACUGCCCGCGUCCGUCAGGGAGGUGCUGGGGCGGACGGGACCCGAGCAGACGGAGGGGGAGAGGCAGGCCGAGGUGGGGCGCGUGGUGAACGCCGUGAUCGGCUCCAACGGCAUCGCCCUGGAAUGCGCAGGGCGGUGUGCCCGCGAGCUCGGGCUGCGGCCGCUGGUGCUGUCGCCCGGGGUGUGCGGGGAUGUGAGCUCCGUCGCCCGUCUCUAUGGCCUGCUGGCCCGCUUCGCCAGUGCCCCCGGAGCCCCGCCCGCCAGCCUCGCCCCCCAGAUCCUGCGGCUCGGGCCGGAGGUGGGCGUGGCCAGUUGGGACCUGUGCCGCGCCAUGCAGGUGCUAGAGGAGGGGCGUGGGGACGGCUGGGGCACCACCUGCCUGCUGGCGGGGGGAGAGCCCACGGUGCAGCUGACAGGGAAGGGGAAGGGCGGGCGGAACCAAGAGCUGGCGCUGCGGGUGGGACUGGAGCUGGGUGGGGAGCACCCCCUACAGGGCGCCGUGUUCCUGAGUGGGGGGACGGAUGGGCAGGACGGGCCCACAGAGGCGGCGGGGGCCGUGACGGACGGGGGGCUGGCGGAGGAGGCCAGGGCGCAGGGGCUUGACCCCGAGGACUUCCUCGCCAAUAACGACUCCUUCUCCUUCUUCUCGCGGCUGUCCGCCGGCAGGCGUCUGCUCCUGCCGGGACUCACUGGCACCAAUGUGAUGGACGUGCAUGCGCUGCUGCUGCCCGUGCCCCCACCCGCUCCCCUGCCCUGAGGGGGGCCUCCCGAACCCGACCCCAGCCGCGCAUCAGCCUGUCUGUUACAGGAGCCAGCCUGUCUGUUACAGGAGCCGGCCUGUAAAAAGGAAAGACCGAAAACAAUAAUGCAAACACAAAGGCCUAUGGCAGCAGCAGAGCACAGAUGCGCUCGCAUGAGAACAGAAACUGUGUACCGGCAACGUCAUUGCACACAAACUGUCCGGAUCACAUGCUCACACAAACUGUGGGACCAAGACCAAGGGAGACCAUUUUAAAAAUCUCUUUGGUCAGAAAGAGUGCUUCUAGCAUUCCUCCUCCAUUACCUGCUUCAGACAACCUGUAUCUGAAAUAUUUUAGCUGUACUGCUCUCAGCUCAAUGAAAAUACUAAAUCAAUAACAUGAUUUCAUAUGAUUUCAAAUAUACUUUAAUAUACUACGAUAUUACUAAAAUAAAUUGUAUUCUGUAUAUUUUUGUUUUAGUGCAGUGACUAAUUUAAUAUAUCCAAUGACCAGAGCUUGAUGAUUUUGUAGAACAGUGGUCCUUUUUGAUAGGAGAACUGUAUCUGUAACUCUUUAAGCCCUCAAUCCAUGUUGUAGACGUUAAGGUGAGGUCGUUCAAAGCUCAUAAAUAGCCAUGCAACAAGUGCAAAACCAAUGGUCACUUCGAAUCAGGGAAUGCAAAGAACUGGUUUAUUCUGAACUACCAAUUUUUCAUUUCUGCUCCUUGUAUGCCAGGUACCUCCAAAGGCUCCUAACUGGUCAGAACAGAAUUAAGUAACAGAUGUGUGUCUGUUAAAAUUGCAGAGGAUUGCCAAAAUAUCACCCCUUGGCAACUAUUUGUUUACUAUCAUUGUGAUAAUUCCUCGGAGCAACGAAAAGUUAAGAUUUUUAAUGUUAUUAAUAACAUUUUUGCAGCAGAUAAUUCAUUCAUUCACAAUUCAUUUUUGCUUUCAUUCCCUGAAUUGGUUCUA
Molecule: messenger RNA, 2648 nt
Organism: Megalops cyprinoides (Indo-Pacific tarpon)
Lineage: Eukaryota; Metazoa; Chordata; Actinopteri; Elopiformes; Megalopidae
Gene: glyctk
Product: glycerate kinase
Exons: 5
Coding region: 123-1694 (523 amino acids)
Biological process (GO): protein phosphorylation
Cellular component (GO): cytoplasm
Molecular function (GO): glycerate kinase activity
Source: RefSeq, a predicted model, not a curated record